Molecule: messenger RNA, 7644 nt
Organism: Metopolophium dirhodum (rose-grain aphid)
Lineage: Eukaryota; Metazoa; Arthropoda; Insecta; Hemiptera; Aphididae
Product: zinc finger protein 33A-like
Exons: 5
Coding region: 1002-3323 (773 amino acids)
Source: RefSeq, a predicted model, not a curated record
CUCGUCUCCCGGCGUCAAACGUACCCGCUUGCAGCGUUUAUUCGAGACGAUCGACCAGACAGAAGGCGGCCGACCGACUGUAUUCCGAAUCUCAUGCUAUUAUGCAACGUGUUAUGGCCCCAUAGUUUACGGUUUGAAUUGAUAUCUGACGUCCUUUUGCAUAACCAGACCACAGAAUAGGUUAUCAAUUAUUAUGUGAUCACUGAUCAGACAUUGGUUUUGAACACAACCUGCUUUGGGUCUGCAGCUGUACCUGCACGAACACUCAAUACCAAAACGUCCAUAACUUCAAUCCACUGUGUCAUAAUAAUGUGGGGUUAGGUGGAAUUCUAAUUUCUAGGUUAGGCUCACGGCUGAUUCCUCGUCAAUGCGGUAUAUUUGCGUUUUAAGUACCUAAUUUACGGUUUACACUGCGAAGAACGUUCAUUUCCGUUUACGGUUUGAAUUGAUAUCUGACCUUUUGUAUAUCCAGACCACAGAAUAGGUUAAUAAUUAUUAUUUGAUCACUGAUCAGAUAUCGGCUUUGACACAACCUGCUUUUGGACGGCUGUACCUGCACGAAUCAAUACCUAAACGUCCAAAACUUCAAUCCACUAGUCCACCAUCUGACAGCGGUGUCAUAAUAAUGUGGAGUUGGGUGGAAUGCCAGGAUGUUGCUGAUAAUACUAUUUAAUUAAAUCAUGAAAAUACAAGUGAUAAUAUAUUUCAUUGUAAUAUUUGUGGAAGAAGCUUUGUUUUAAAUUACCUUUUAAAAAUCACUUGGCCGAACACAAAUGACAAGUAAAUUAUAAAACUAAUGAAUGUAAAUUUUGUGGAAAACAGUUAAAAUUUGGUUUGAAUAGUCACAUUCAAAAACAUAACAUUCUCAUGUAUAAAUGCAGAUUUUGUAGAUGAACAUUAAUUCAACAAUAAAAUUGUAUUGACUGCUCCACCUAUUGCACAAUAAGAAUCCUCAAUUACAACACCAGCCGGUUCCAUCACAAAUAGUUUAAAGCACAAUAAUGAAUAUAAAGGAAGAACCAUUAUUUAAUUCAACAUACCAUUUUCAACCUCAAAUUGGAAGUACACACACCUAUAUCCCGAACAAUAACAUUAUUUCAAAUCCAGGGCAAACUGAAAUCUUAUCGUAUACCUUAGACAGAAAUAGUUCAGAUCAAAUAGGUGUAGGAAGCAGCAAUUCUACAAUUGAAUCGACUUCUCCUAUAACUUCAUGGCCUUCAAUGCCGCUGUACAAAGAGAAUCCCCAAAUACAACACCAGCCGGUUCCAUCUCAAAUACUUCAAAGCACAAUAAUGAAUAUAAAGGAAGAACCAUUAUUUAAUUCAACAGACCAUUUUCAACCUCAAAUUGGAAGUACACACACCUAUAUCCCGAACAAUAACAUUAUUUCAAAUCCAGGGCAAACUGAAAUCUUAUCGUAUACCUUAGACAGAAAUAGUUCAGAUCAAAUAGGUGUAGGAAGCAGCAAUUCUACAAUUGAAUCGACUUCUCCUAUAACUCCAUGGCCUUCAAUGCCGCCGUACAAAGAGAAUUCCCAAAUACAACACCAGCCGGUUCCAUCUCAAAUACUUCAAAGCACAAUAAUGAAUAUAAAGGAAGAACCAUUAUUUAAUUCAACAGACCAUUUUCAACCUCAAAUUGGAAGUACACACACCCAUAUCCCGAACAAUAACAUUAUUUCAAAUCCAGGGCAAACUGAAAUCUUAUCGUAUACCUUAGACAGAAAUAGUUCAGAUCAAAUAGGUGUAGGAAGCAGCAAUUCUACAAUUGAAUCGACUUCUCCUAUAACUCCAUGGCCUUCAAUGCCGCCGUACAAAGAGAAUUCCCAAAUACAACACCAGCCGGUUCCAUCUCAAAUACUUCAAAGCACAAUAAUGAAUAUAAAGGAAGAACCACUAUUUAAUUCAACAGACCAUUUUCAACCUCAAAUUGGAAGUAUAUGGGAAACUUAUGUACGGAGAGAGCAAUGUAAUUUCUCAAUUAGUCCACAUAAUUCAACAGCAAACAAUAGCCCUGUUCUUAGUAUUAAGCAAGAAAGAAAUAGUUUAGAAAAACAUCUAGCAUACAGCAAUGAAUUAAAUGUAUUGACUGCUUCACAAAACUCAAUGGAAAACAAUUUCCAUUUCCGAAAUAUAAAGCAAGAAAAAAAUUUGUGUAAAAAUGUCAGAGAAAGGAACAGUUCAGAUCAAGUGGAUUCAGUUGAACAAGCAAUUCAGUUUGAUCCUAUAGAAACUGAAUCUAAUGUAUUAGACCCUAUUAAAUCUAGAAACAUGGAACAUCAAGUUUUUAAAAACCUAAGAAAUAGAAAAGUCAGGGUUUCUUUAUUGGAUGAUUCACAUUCAGGUACAAUAAGGUUAAAUAGUGCCAACAAAAUUAAAUACCAAUAUGAUCGUAGUACACUUAAAAAAGUACUUCCUUCCACAAGCGCAUUAAAAGUUCAUCAAACUCAUCAUAGUAAAUCACAACCAUUUUCCUGUAGGUAUUGUGAUAAACAAUUUUCUGGAAAGGGUCCAUGUACAAAUCAUGAAAAAUCUCAUAUCAACACAAUAAAACAAAAUAAAAAAAACGAAUUGUCAUCAAUUAAAACAACAAAUUUAUGUAAUUUAUGUAAUAGAAAAUUUACAAAGCGCUGUUAUUUUACAAACCAUAUGAUGAUGAAGCAUAAUAUAAAACCAAACACAUCAAAACAACUUACAUCUAUUGAUUGUAACAAAUCAAUCAUUUUGUCUGAAAACAUAGAGUUGACUAAUCAAUACAAAAACAAAUUAUCAGGUCCAGAAAAUUACGAAAAUAACAAUCUGAACAACCAUGAAAAGAAAUCCACAUUUUGCAUGUUUUGCAACACACAUUUUGCACAUCCUGGUGCUUUAACCAAUCACAUGCGUAUUCAUGGUUGUAAAACAUACAAAUGUCAAUAUUGCCACAUGCAAUUUAGUAGGAAAGGCCUUUAUAUCAUGCAUGAGAAAACACAUGUAUUAAAAAAUGUAGUUAAAAGUGCUCCCAUUCAAAACAAAAAUAAUAUCAUUUAUGAAGUUAAUGAUGAACCACAAAUUGAGCAUUAUAAUGAUUUUGAGAUUAUUCAUAGUACAGUUGAUGGCAAUUCAAGUGGUACAAAUUUGAUGGACAUAGAACAUUUAUGGUUUCCUUGUGAUGUGUGUGAGAAAAAAUUCUAUACUCCAAUUGAAUUGAAUGUUCACCGAAAGUCACAUUCUGGAAUUGUACCAUAUGUAUGUAAGAUUUGUAAUAGAUCCUAUCAGUUAAAAUUUCGAUGGAAUCAACAUUUAAAAUGCCAUUACAAAAACACAAUGCAAAUUAAAAAGUAAGUAGCAUACUAAUAAGUAAUAAUCUAAAAUUAGUAAACUUAAGAUUGAAUCUAUAAAUCAUAAAGAUAAAAUUAAAUGUCAAUAUUGUGAAAAAGAAUAUAACUCGAUAUCUCAGUGGAAAAAAUAUAUGACAAUGAGGAAGGAAUGUCGUCGCCAUUGUAAAAGUAACCUUUCAGAGUUUACAUCAAAUAAAGCUACAAAUAAUUCUACCAAAUCUGGUCAAUUCAGAUGUAAUAUAUUAUGUAAGAAAACAUAUACUACCUCUCACAAUCGAAUAAUACAUAAAAAAUACAUUUAUUAUGAGUUAUAUACAACUGAUUUGAAUACUUAUGAUAAUUUGUGAAAAUUAAUGGACACAAUUCAACAAAAACCAGCGAUUAAGAAACGAAAUAGAAGUAAUCACAUUAAUGGCACUAAAUAUGAGUUAUGUGGUAAAAUAUACAGUAAUGGAGCUAAUUUAAGUCACCACAUAUCUAUGAUUCACACACAAAACUAAUGAACCACUGACCUGUAAUAUUUGUGGAAGUACUUUUAAAAACAAAUUUUCUUUUAGAGAACAUUAAAAAUUAAACACAAACAAUUAUUUAAACAUUAUGAAGAUUUACUCCACAAAUAAAAAAAACCAGCCUGCAAAUUAUAUCAGGAAAUAAAAAUAUAUUAGAAUGAAGUUAGUUAGUUUUUACUGUACAUUCAUUGAAUGUAUUUUAAAUUAGAGCUGGCGAUAUUUUUAGUAUACUGGUAAGUACCGGUAUUUAAAAAAUUCCGAUAUCCUUUAUUUUAGAGUACUGGUAUACCAUAAAUCGGUAAUUACCAUUUUUACCGAAAAUACUGUAUAUCUACUUUUAUUAUUUAUUAUUUUUAUAUAAUCCUAAUGACAUAAUAAUAUAAAAUAUAAUAGGCCUAUCAUAGGUUGGAAAUUUAGAAACACUAACAAAUUUGCCAAGGUAAAGUAUUUUUUAUAAUUACCGAAAAUACCGUAUAAUCAGUAAUACUGUAGACACCGGUAAUAAUCAAAUAACCGGAUACCAGUAUCAAAACUUGAAAUAUCGCCAGCCCUAAUUUUAAUAUAAUAUAUAUUAUAUAUUAUAAACAAUAUUUAAGGUAUAUUUUUUUAUUAAUUAAGUUUAAGUUGUAAAAUAUUUUUUUCAUUAACCAUAACUUGUGUUGUAUAUUCAUAUAUUUUCAACUAGGUAGGUAAUUUAUUCAAAUUCUUAUUACAUUGUGUAUUUAACUGAUUUAGGUUAAUUUAAUAAUUAAGUAAUUUUUAUUUGUCUAUUUUAUAAUUUAAAAUAAAAUUUAACUACCAGUAAAAUAUUGUAUAACAAACAUCUAUAAUUUGAUUAUGUAGGCUUUAAUUAAAUAUUUAAAAUAUUUAUAAUUUAAUGUUCUAACAUUUUUUGAGUUUACUAUCAAUUUUUGUUAUACAUUAUUAGUGUUAAUUAUGUUGCUCCCAAGAAUCUAAUGAAUGUUAAGUUAUUGAGCUCUUCUUAAAAAUUAUACAUUGAUUGUGUUUAUGCAUUGACCGAUGCUGCAAUAUUAGCUUACAUUGUAUUAUGCAACUGUGGCUUUUAAAAAUAUUUUUUUAUUUAUUUAAAUAGUAAUACGGGUAGUCUUGACAAUCAAAUGGUAUAUUCAUUAACUAAAAGGUAACAUAAAUAUUGAAUAUUUCCUUCACAUUUGUAUACUCCAGUAUCAGUUGGAUAACUAUAUAUGUUUGAAUUUUUAUUAAUUAAGUUUAAGUUGUAAAAUAUUUUUUUCUUUAACCAUAACUUGUGUUGUACAUUCAUAUAUUUUUAACUAGGUAGGUAAUUUAUUCAAAUUCUUAUUACAUUGUGUAUUUAAACUGAUUUAGGUUAAUUUAAUAAUUAAGUAAUUUUUAUUUGUCUAUUUUAUAACUUAAAAUAAAAUUUAACUACCAGUAAAAUAUUGUAUAACAAACAUCUAUAAUUUGAUUAUGUAGGCUUUAAUUAAAUAUUUAAAAUAUUUAUAAUUUAAUGUCUAACAUUUUUUGAGUUUACUAUCAAUUUUUGUUAUACAUUAUUAGUGUUAAUUAUGUUGCUCCCAAGAAUCUAAUGAAUGUUAAGUUAUUGAGCUCUUCUUAAAAAUUAUACAUUGAUUGUGUUUAUGCAUUGACCGAUGCUGUAAUAUUAGCUUACAUUGUAUUAUGCAACUGUGGCUUUUAAAAUAUUUUUUUAUUUAUUUAAACAGUAAUACGGGUAGUCUUGACAAUCAAAUGGUAUAUUCAUUAACUAAAAGGUAACAUAAAUAUUGAAUAUUUCCUUCACAUUUGUAUACUCCAGUAUCAGUUGGAUAACUAUAUAUGUUUGAAUUUGACUCUUGUCAGUAUAUUUUGGCUUCUGAUGUUAUUUUAAUGUUUGUAUAAUAAUAUGGAAAAAUAAAUUAAAAAUACAUGUGAAUUACUUGAAACUCACAUUUAUGCUGCUAUGAAGUUGAAGUAUGUUCAAUUUCAAUUUCCAAUGUUGUUCUGUAGCAACACUGUACAUUUGAAUACCUACCAUUAUUUUAAAUAUUAAAUUGGAAUAUAAGUUAUUGUAAUAAAACAAAUACUGCUCAUAUUUCACACAAAUACACAAUACCAUAAUAAUAUAUUAUGUACUAUCUUUAUAUGUGUAUGUGACUAUCGUAUCCAUAGACUAACUCUAUGAUCGUAUCUAUAGCCGUGAUACAAACAAUGAUAAUAUUGAUAAUAAACUACAAUUAAAAAAUAGAAACUCUAUUAGUUUAUCUUAAAUUGUGAGGGAAAUAAACCUAUCAAUAUUAUAAUUUUUGCUGUAUGGUAUUGUAGUUUUGUGCACUAACAACUGAUAUGAAACUGUACGUUUAUUGUGUUAUUGUAUUUGUAUUGUUUUUGGUGCUUAAAAUAAUUUACACAAUAUGCCUUGAACGUUAGGGUAAAAUUAAGCACCAUUUAAAGUAGGUAUUUGGAAAAAUAAAUCAUUUCGACCAUGAAGUGAUUUUUUUAACUUGUUUGAUGUAGACGAGUUUGUUAGACAAUUUUGUAUAACAAAACAAACUGUUGAUAAAGUUCUAAACGAAAUAGUAUACUGCUAAAAAUAGAUAUUACAAUAUUAUUUUAAUGGUCCAUUGAACAUUAUUGGUAUUUUCUAAUUGAUAUUCCUCCAUUAAAUGUAUCAAUUAUUUUAUAGAACUUGUAUUAAGUUCCAAUGUAAAAUCAAAGUUGAAGUUGUGAUUGGUCCCAUUGGGCCAAUACUAAGGAUGAAUAGAUUACAUACAACAUUAUAUUUUAUUAUACAAAUCAAUAUAUUUUUCUUUUACGAAGUAGAUACCCAUGUAUAUGGCUGACAUGUCAUUUAAGUAUAAUAUCACAGAUUAAAUGAAAAUUUAAUCUGUGACAAUAUUAAGUAAAAAUUUUAAUUUAGUUUAUUGAGUUAAGUCAAUUUGAUUAAUUUCAAAUAAGUGCCUAUAAAUAUUUUUUACCUAUAUAAAAAUUACUUUAAAUUAUCUAUGCCAAGUGUUGCGAAUGGGUGACUUCUUACCCCCGUAUUAUCCUGCUUGUUUUUUUCUCUCUGCAAAUACGCUUAUUGUGCUUUUAGUGUAACUUCUUAUCAAAAUAAAAAAAAAAAAAAAAAAUUAUCUGGUUCAUUUGUUUCAGUACAAGGAAUAUUAGAGCUGCAUAAAGCUCUGAAAGACACUGCAUUUUAGCUUUUGAUAUAAUGUCUGAGUAGUUUGGGAAAAUUGAAGAAACAGUUGUUACCUUAAGUUUUAGCAAAUAACUACCACCACUAUUUUUUUCAAAAUCAUUUGCUAUGUUUGUUAGGGAUAAACCCUUUGUAGCCUACUGCAUUAACCCAUUGCUUCGUCCUUUCUGAACUUUUCAGUGGAAACCUAUUGUUUGAACACGGCUGAACUUCCCGCCGAAUCUACCAAAGUCCAAAGGCUUAACAAGUCACGAGAUCGGCGCGGAAUGUUCGCGACGAGUCGUUCCCCCUCCAUGGUGUCCGCCCGCCGGCCGGCGUCCACGGCUCCCGUGCCGAGGACGGCUUUUUGUCUUUUACCUACGCUCGAACUUGGCGGAUCACGCACCGCCGGUUCGCGUUGCUUCGUGUGGCUGUGUUUAGACCUCGUGGUCAUUAUUAUUCAUUAUUCAUUAUUUACGAUUAUAAUUGGUGCACGUCUAUACCGUCGUAAACUUGGAGACAGUCUAAGUUUGACGGAUUGUGUCACCGCGCACCACCGAAUUGAGUUAUUAUACGUGUCAACGCUGGGCCGUCGUUCAACUGCGCCGCAGUGACGAUUUUGGUUGUUGGCGAGGAAGACGCUGUCGCAUUUCCAGCGAGGA